Sphenostylis stenocarpa is the source of this 4092-nucleotide messenger RNA. Lineage: Eukaryota; Viridiplantae; Streptophyta; Magnoliopsida; Fabales; Fabaceae. The record is from the annotation of a GenBank genome assembly.
AUGGAAGACAUUGAUAUUGAAGGAUCUACAUUUGAUAUAGAGGAAAGCAACGAUGAUCUAUGCAAUUCAAUCAUCUCUCGCUUCGGCAAUUCUUCCGAAGAAAGCCACCAGCACCUCUGCGCCGUCAUUGGCGCCAUGUCGCAGGAACUCAAAGACAACAACAAACCCUGCACUCCGUUAGCCUACUUCUGCGCCGCACGUCUCUCCCUCGACAAAUUCACGUCGGAAUCCACUCCCUCCAGCCACGUCAUCGAUGCCCUUCUCACCGUUCUCUCUCUCGCCGUCCCCAGAGUCUCCCGCGCGUUGUUGAAGAAGGAUGGUCUGCAGGGAGAGCCACUGCCGGAGCUUCUUCUGCGAGUUCUCCGAUCUCAGUCGGCGUCGGAGAGUGCGAUUGUUUCUGGAUUGAAGUGUCUGUCGCAAUUGUUGAUAGCUAAGGAAAGCGUCGACUGGUCUGACGUUUCUCCUUUAUUCAAUGUCGUGUUAGGAUUCCUUACGGAUUCACGACCUAAGGUCAGGAAGCAAUCACAUUUGUGUCAUCGUGAUGUCUUGUUAAGCUUUCAAAAUUCUUCGCUAGUGGCAUCUGCGAGCGAGGCGGUCACAGCCCUACUUGAAAGGUUUAUAUUGCUUGUUGGUGGAGCAAAUGCAAAUACUGGUGAAGGAACUAAGGAGGCUCAGCAGAUUCUAUAUAUUCUUGAUGCCUUGAAAGAAUGUCUUCCUUAUUUGUCACGGAAAUCUAAGACCAGCAUUCUUAAUUACUUCAAAUAUCUCUUGGAUCUGCAUCAACCCCUUGUCACAAGGCGCAUCACAGAUGCUUUGAGUUUUCUCUGUCAUUUUCCAACUUCGGAAGUUUCCCCUGAAGCACUACUAGAGUUGUUAAACUCAUUGGCCCGUUCUAUUGAAUCAAAGAAGAUGUCCGGAGACAGAUUAACAUUUACUGCCCGCUUGCUUUAUGCUGGAAUGAAUAAAGUUUAUUCCCUUAACCGGCAAAUAUGUGUUGUUAAGCUUCCCAUUGUCUUUAAUGCUCUUAAAGAUAUCUUGGCAUCUGAACAUGAAGAGGCUAUAUAUGCAGCCACUGAUGCACUCAAGAACAUGAUAAAUUCUUGUGUUGAUGAAAGUUUGAUUAAACAGGGAGUGGACCAGAUCAGUUUGAGUGAAAACAAAGAAUCAAGGAAAUCAGCACCAACCAUCAUUGAAAAAAUUUGUGCAACCAUCGAGAGCUUGCUUGAUUAUCACUACACUUCUGUCUGGGAUAGAAUGUUUCAAGUUGUUUCAGCUAUGUUUCAUAAACUAGGAAAUUAUUCUCCUUAUUUUAUGAGAGGGAUACUCAAGAACAUGGAAGAUAUGCAGAAGCUUCCGGAUGAAGAUUUUCCAUUUAGGAAGCAGCUGCAUGAAUGCUUUGGAUCAGCUCUAAUAGCAAUGGGACCUGAAACUCUGUUGUCUCUUGUACCUCUGAAUUUGGAAGCUGAAGAUUUAUCCGAUGCAAAUGUCUGGCUCCUUCCAAUUCUUAAACAUUAUAUUGUUGGUGCAUCUUUAAAUUAUUUUACUGAACAAAUUCUGGCUAUGAUUAGCCGUGUAAGGGAGAAAGCUCGAAAGCUUGAGAAGCAAGGAUUGAUGGUGUCGUCAAGAAAUGCAGAUGCACUUGCAUACUCUUUGUGGUCUUUGCUGCCUUCAUUUUGCAAUUACCCUUCAGACACUGCUAAAAGUUUCUUGAAUCUGGAGAAACAUUUACGUAAUAAGCUGAUGGAAGAACUUGAUAUUCGUGGAAUAAUAUGCACUAGUUUGCGACUUCUAAUUCAGCAAAACAAUAUUGUGGAUUUAGAAGACAAGGGUUAUAUCGAUGAAGAUAUAGCCAAAGAACAAGUUCAUUAUUCACCACAGGUUGCAAGAGACAAUUUAUAUGUGCUGAAAUCAUCUGCAAAGAACUGGUUAAAAGAUCUAUCAGAAGUAUUCCUUAAAUCUAUGAAAGAUGACGGUGGUUGUUUGCAGUGUACAAUUGGUGAUGUAGCUUCUAUAGCAGAUAAAGCAGACGUACGGAAUUUAUUCAAGGAAAAAAUGUUGAAGCUUUAUAAAUGCACUCGAAAGGCCAGCAAAUUAGGAAGUUCCACAAUUUCUCAUUCUAUGCAGAUUGACGACGCAUCAAACAAUUUGUCGCCAUCAAUUUUAAGGGCACAACUUCUUGAUUUGGCAGUUUCACUGUUGCCCGGUUUAGACUCUGAAGAUAUUGCUUUAUUAUUUGAAGCAAUAAAGCCUGCAUUGCAGGAUGUUGAAGGUGUCAUGCAGAAGAAGGCAUAUAAAGUACUUUCAAUCAUUCUUAGGAGGUCAGAUAGUUUUGUUUCAUCAAAAUUUGAGGAGCUACUUGGAACUAUGGUUGACAUUCUUCCAUGUCAUUUUUCUGCCAAACGACAUAGACUUGAUUGCCUUUAUUUCUUAGUGCUUCAUGUGUCAAAGUCAAAGGAUAAUCUGGAGCACUGGCGAGACAUUUUCCUUACUGAAAUUAUACUUGCUCUUAAAGAGCUGGCACAUUUCUGCACUAUCCAUGCACUUUUUGAUAUCCAACUUGAUACCAACUUUGUCUUUCUGAUAAGUCCAAAAUGGCUUUCUGUAUUCGUCCAAACAUACAAUAGCAUCGAAUGUGGUUAUGCAACACACCUUGUAAGUGUUGACGUUCAUGUUGCACAUCUGAUCAACCUUGUCUGCAUCAGUCCAGUGACUGCUGUUACUUGUAGUCUGUCUUGUCCAGCUGCAGAUGGCUGGCCAAGGGAGGCUAACAAGAAAACCAGGAACAGGGCUUAUGAGAUUCUCGUUGAAAUUGCCCAUGCAUUUGGGGAUAAGGAGAGAGGUGGGAACAGAGAAAACUUGAAUAAUUUUUUUCAAAUGGUUGCUGGACACUUUACUGGGGAAACUCCACACAUGAUAAGUGCAGCAGCGAAAGGCUUAGCCCGUUUGGCUUAUGAGUUCUCUGAUCUUGUUUUAACUGCUUUGAAAUUGCUACCAGGCACACUUACUCUCUUGCGGAGUAAUAAUAAAGAGAUAAUCAAGGCCAAUCUUGGUUUUUUAAAGGUAGUAGUUGCCAAAUCACAAGCUGAAGGGUUGCAAACCCACUUGAAAAGCAUGGUGGAAGGUCUGUUGAAGUGGCAAGACAACUCAAAAAAUCAUUUUAAGGCAAAGGUUAAACUUCUUUUGGGAAUGCUUGUCUCUAAGUGUGGACUGGAGGCUGUUAAAGCUGUCAUGCCUGAAGAGCAUAUUAAACUUCUUUCCAACAUACGCAAGAUCAAGGAUCGGAAAGAGAGAAAUCGAAGUGCUAAAUCUGAAGAAACUAGAUCUCAUUUUUCAAAAGCAACAACAUCCAGUUCAGGUCCCCCUAAACCAGAAAGUAGGAUAGUAGUAUGGCAAAGCAUGUGGAAUCAUACAAAGAUUUUUUCAGAUUUUGAUGGGGAUUGUGGCAAUAGCGAAGCAGAACACAUGAUUUCUAGAGGUGGCAAGGCUUCCUUACAUCCCAAAUCAUCAGCAUCUUCAUUUAGGUCCAAUAUCAGACUGAAGAAGAAUUUGGCCGAGCACUUGUCUGACGAAUCUGACGAUGAACCACUUGAUUUACUUGAUCGGCAGAAAACUAGGUCAGCUCUUAAAACGUCAGACCAUCUCAAGAGAAAGUCGAGGUUAGAUGAUGACAUGGAGGUAGAUUCAGAAGGACGGCUGAUUAUCCGCGAGGAAGGGGAAUUGAGGAAGAAAAAACGUGCGGAUGAUGAUUAUGAUUGUAGGAGUGAGCCUGAUAGUCACUUGUCUGGCAAGUCUGGAACUAAAGGGCAGAAGCGGAGAAAAACAUCAGAUUCUGGUUGGGCUUACACAGGGAAGGAAUAUGGGAGUAAAAAGGCAAGUGGGGAUGUGAAGAGAAAGGACAAACUUGAACCGUAUGCAUAUUGGCCACUUGAUCGGAAAAUGAUGAGUCGUCGUCCGCAGCACCGGGCUGCCGCAAGAAAAGGUAUGGCUAGUGUGGUAAAGAUGACCAAAAACCUUGAAGGAAAAAGUGCCUCUGGUGUACUCUCCCUACAGAGUUUGAAGCGAAAAAAGAAUCAAAAGAAAGGCCUGCGUUAG